AUGACCAACCUCUCCCGGAGCGUCGCCUCGCUCACGCACUCAGGCCCCCUGAAGACGCCAACGCCGCACCCGAACGAGGACCCGGACGCGUUCCACGUACGACAUACGUACGCGCUGCUCGAUCUUUGUGGCGUGAAGGGCGACGGCUUCGUUGAGGGUGUCGAGCGCACACGUGCGCGUGUAGGCAGCAGUCGCAACAGUCAGAUGGACGCCGCGCAGGCGAUCGCUGACGUCGACGAGAAGAAGAAGGAUCUCGAUGACAAGGAGCGCGCCGUCCUGCAGACGCUCGACCGGUAUGGCUUCUAUGAAUCGGGUGCGCACGAGCGGCUCGUCAAGAUGCCUGCGGCGCCACUAUCGCAACCACUGAAGAUGAUCGCGCCCGCGACCGUGGAUGCGGGCUCCGCACCAUCGGCCUUCGCUGCUGCCUCGAAGAACAACAACGCACCCCCGCCUCCAGCACCACCCUCACUGUCAUCAUUACCACCCCCGCAGCCCUUGACGAAGGAGGUGCCUCGGCUAGAGAAAUGGGGUCGUAUGGUCGUCCCGCUCACACGCGACGAGGGCGGGAACAUCGAGACCUGGGGCAUUCGCGAGGGCGUCUCCGAGAAGAAGCUGAAGCGGCGCGUGUACAAGGGUGUCCCUGAUCGGUGGAGAAGCGCGACUUGGGUCAUUCUCGUGCGGAGGGCUGUAUGCAAGGCUGGUCUGGGCGAAGGUCAUCCUGGGUUCGGGGGCGAGCGGCAGGUGGAGGCCGAGAUGAAGAGAUUGCAGUCGGUUUACCUGGAGAAGCUCGAGCAGCCGUCGUCCUACGACAUUCAGAUCGAUUUGGAUGUGCCAAGGACGAUUGGUGGACACGUUAUGUUCAAGACACGAUAUGGCUUUGGUCAAAGAGCACUGUUCCACGUCCUCCACUCAUUCUCGCUGUACUGCGAUACAUGUGGCUACGUUCAAGGCAUGGGCCCCAUAGCAUCAACACUACUCCUCCACCUCCCUCCAUCCACCGUCUACACCCUGCUUUGUUUCAUGCACUCGUCACCUGCGUACUCGUUGCACUCCAUGUUCGCGCCCGGCUUCCCUGGCCUGCUCGAGGCUAUCUACGUCCAGGAGCGCAUCAUGCAGACCACCAUGCCCGACGUCUACGCCGCGCUCCGCGACAAGGGCGUUGGCACGACCGCCUACGCCACCAAAUGGUACAUCACCCUCUUCGUCACCAGCCUCCCCUUCCAGACGGUGCUCCGCCUUUGGGACUGCUGGCUGCUAGAGGGGCGUGACGUGUGGGUGAUUCUUGCUGCAGCCGUCGUGCGCGUAUUCCGGGAUCACAUCGUCGCGCCCGGGGCUUCCUUCGAAAGCAUCCUCUCGCUACUCUCUUCGUUUUUCGUCCCCGAGGACGAGGACGCGCUGCUGAACUGGAUGUCCAAGAUGCUCGCGGACACAAAGCUGCGACAGAGCAUGGCGGAGUGGAGGCGGACGUGGGCGGGCCUGGUCAAGGAGGGCAAGGACGCGACCGCGCUGCUAUAG
Schizophyllum commune H4-8 is the source of this 1515-nucleotide messenger RNA. RefSeq names its product RabGAP/TBC. The transcript is spliced from 2 exons. Lineage: Eukaryota; Fungi; Basidiomycota; Agaricomycetes; Agaricales; Schizophyllaceae. The coding region runs from base 1 to 1515 and encodes 504 amino acids. The record is from RefSeq and is a predicted model, not a curated record.